AGAAGAGAAGACCAUUCCUUUUGGGCAACACACCACGCAAUAGAAACAUUAUCAGAAGAAUGAGGCUGUAAGAAACGAUAUGUCGCCCCGUCGUUCAGUUGUCCUCGGUUCCACGUUGACCACCAUUUUUGUUUCCAUCGUAAAUAUGGUGUCGGCCUUGACCGAAUCGUUCCUCUUCGAGCAAAGAAACGUUUCUCGUCGACCUGCCGGCGAGACCAAAACAGUGCGAUGGAUGGUAGAUCUUCCGGAAGAAACGUCGUCCGCUGCACUAUUACAAAGCUCUUGCGACAGGCUUCCAGCAUCACAAAUGGCACGAAGCAUUCGAAAGUACCGGUCGAGUCGAGGAAGAACCGAUUCUGAUGAAGCCGCUUCAACAGAUUGUUUCACGCAAACACGGGAUCAACAUGGAUCGGGCAGUAGAAAGAAAAGUGGGCCGCGAGAUCAACCGAAGACUGAUGACUUACUUCGAAGAAGAAGUGGGGUUGAUCUGCCUUACUAUUCCGCUAUCAAGGCGCUACGAGCGUAUAGCUCCCUCCAUGGCAACCUCGUUAUUCCCCGGCGCUACCGAGUACCAUACACGAAAGAUUAUGCCAACGAGUGGCAUGGUGUCGAUUUGAGCACCAUCUAUGACAUGAAAUGGUGGCAACGGAACGUCAAGUCGAAGCCUGAUCGCGUUGCUGAGCUAAAUCAAUUAGGAUUUGUCUGGGAACGGCUGCAACCCGAGUGGAAUCUGAUCCUAGAGGCUCUGAUAACAUACAGGACACUAUACGGAAAUCUUCUCGUACCAAGCAGCUACGUGGUACCACAAGGGGACAAUCGCUGGUCCAAAGCAACUUGGAAGAUCCCGUUGGGGAAUUGCGUGUAUCGCAUUCGAUCGCGUAGCGAUUUUCUGCGUGAUGACAACGCUGGAUCUCGUAGAGAUCAGCUAGACGGGUUAGGAUUUGUUUGGGACGCGCAAGAAAGACGCUACCGGAUUUUCUAUGCGGCAUUGCGGCACUACGCCAAGCUCGAAAAAUGUGGGGCGUUUAGCGUUGGUCGGUCGAUAUCUAUAUCCAUCCCAUCGAAUUACAUUGUGCCGUCGGAAGAUCUGUGGCCAAACGAAUUGUGGGGGUACCCGCUAGGUGCAAAGUGUAUCGCGGUGCGACAAAAGGAUUUGUACGUAAAGGACAAACCCGAACGAAAACAAAUGUUGCAAAAACUAGGCUUUCACUGGGGUGGAAACGCUGAUCUGGGAUGGCUACGGGUUGUACACGCCGCAGCAAUCUACUCGCGAAUGCACGAUAGAUAUUUAGACGUUCCCUAUCACUUUAAAGUUCCGGCUCCAUCAACGACGGAACAUGAUGGACAAGAGUGGCCUUGGCCUGAGCAUCUCUGGGGUCUCCCCCUCGGGCAGCGACUGAAAGACGUGCGCACGAAAGACACCCGCGACCACGCCCUCUGCGCAUCGACGGGAAGAUUUUGUUCAGAUCCCCCCUUUUUUUCUCGCUGA
Phaeodactylum tricornutum CCAP 1055/1 is the source of this 1489-nucleotide messenger RNA. RefSeq lists its product with no specific name. NCBI's taxonomy places the organism in Eukaryota, Bacillariophyta, Bacillariophyceae, Surirellales, Neidiaceae. The record is from RefSeq and is a predicted model, not a curated record. The coding region runs from base 80 to 1489 and encodes 469 amino acids. The transcript has 2 exons.